AUCCGUCGAAAUGCUUCUUCAGUACAGCUUGUUGGAGUCGAUCCACGUGACCUUCCAUAAAAGGAAUAGAGGAGCUUGCCGAUUAUGGUCAUAGACGCCCUUACCUCUCAAGAGCCAGCUUAUGGCUUACGCUUGAGCCCUCACCAGUCAACGUCCCCAAGAACGCAUAUGGUUCGAUUCGCCAUGUAUUACGACAUGGAGAACGAUCUCAUCAGGGCCUGGCAACUCCUUCUGGACCUCAGCGAUCUGAAUGCUCACAAUCAGAAGGUUGCGGCGGGUUUGAAUAAUAUUGCUGCAGGAUUGAAGACAAAGGCUGAGGAAGUUUCGAGUGGCUUCACGCUACGGAGGAUCAAUACAGAUAUUUCCAAAGAGGUCUUCGAGUCUGAACUGGAACGUACCAACGCGCAAAUCAUUAUUGAGAACCAUACCCUGCUUCACGAGAACCGCCAGCUCAGUUCCCUUCUAAGGGAAUACGAACAAACUAUGGAUACCAUAAUGUCACGAUUCCGAAGUCACGCCCACGCUGCGCACCAACACGAAGUCACGUUGACACGGCACUACGAAAAUCUCCUUCUGGCACGUGAAACAUCAUCUGUACAAGCGGACCUCAGAUCGAAUGCGUCAAUAUCCAGUUCUUUACAACGGCUUGCUCAGAACCUCCGAAAUCUCAUGCGUUCCAUGGCUGGAGAAGACCCCGAAUCAUCCUCCUCACAUCAAGCACAAACACUGCAGCAACCAUCGCUUCAAGUACCUGACCCUCAAAAAGAUUGUUCACCAUCAACAUACCCACCACAUCCAUACCCUGAAACCCAAGCACAUACAGAUCAACCCACCCCCUCGGACAUCAGAGCUUCUUCAUCUUCUGAUGGACUCACGCAAGAAGACGAAUCCCUACUCUCCCUUCUUUCCUCUCAAUCUGACUGGGCGCUCGAACGUGAAGCUGAAAUCGCGCGUCUCGAAGCCGAGAAUGAGCACCUCCGCAGUCUACUUGGUAUCAAUCAAGCCCACGCAGAGGAACGAGGAUGGACACUGACAGAAGCCUACGAACUCGAUACCAUCUCUCGAUACGAACCUAUACCAAAGACUUCCAAAGAUCAAGGUGACGGUACGACUUCGCGGGAUAGUAACGGAGGGAGUCAGAGGUCAGACAGCCCUGGAUUGAGCAUGAUGUCGAAUAUGAAUAUGGGGCCGAGGGAACAACCACCAUUGAGGUCUCCGUUUGAUGGAUUGGAAGAUGACGAUCCUCCGGCGCCAGUACCUGUGCGACUUGGUUCUCGCCUGAGGAUACCUCCCUUCGUUCAACAUCUCUUGGACCCCCAGGUCCAAGUGUCGAUCUCACCCAAUGCGACGUCUACUACAGGAAACCUAAUUCACACCGCACUGGGCGUAUCCUCCCAGGGAAAUGGGAACGGUGGAGACUCAUCUUUGCCUGGCGGGCGAGGAUCUCAAGGAAGGCGAACGGCGAUGUUCGGCGGUGGCAACAUUGCGAACCGUGGACGAGGUUCAGCGUUGCAGUUUCAGAGGGAGUAUGCUGAGAUGGAGGCGGGCAUGCCGCAGAGAGGGCCUCCUCCACCUCCGUUCACGGAAAGGAGUUGGCAAGCUCAAGCUGGACUUGAUCUGAGUUGAGCGUCACCUAAUGUUGGGAUGAAGCGAGCAAGGAAGUUGUAUUUUAUCGUAUUAUUACUGUUUUAUCUCGUCGCAGGUCUUCAAUAUCUAUCCUUUACUCCCGGAAAUCGCAUAAUACUUUAUUCAAGACUAUUGCCUCAGGCUAUAGAAAUGUUGGACGCUGACCUCAAUUCUUAUAGGGGACCGUGAUAGGCCGCUCUAAAUCCUGAUUAUGCUCCUUCGCCAUAACAGUAUCAGUAUGUACCUCAUUCCCGUACCAUCACUUUUGCCUGCUGGUUUCUAAUGACAAUACCAGACAUCCCACUCAUCUGCAUGUACACUCGAAGCAAGCGGAUUCGGAUACAUGUUUGCUCCUCUCUCCUCUCUAAUCGAGCGAAACGUCAGACAAGGUACCCUCAUUCACUCGCCCUCCUGGCUUUAUGGUUCCAUUCUCGUUUUUCUUCCUCGGAUAUUAACAGACGCUAUCGUGGGUCUCCACUUGCAGACUGCUAAAGUUUGAGGUCAAUGUCCCAAUGACUGAACUUAGCCAUUGCACGGAAGACGCUAAACCCAGUCCGAAUAGAGCAUAUGAACAGUG
This is a messenger RNA of Somion occarium, 2203 nucleotides long. Lineage: Eukaryota; Fungi; Basidiomycota; Agaricomycetes; Polyporales; Cerrenaceae. The record is from the annotation of a GenBank genome assembly.